AUGCUGCACUCCUAUUUGUUGCUCGUUUCUAUCCUCGUCCACGGCGCUGCUGCCUCAUGGUACGAAGCCGCGUCGAGGCUUGACGAUACGGUCCAGCCCUGGAACCGCAGCUGCCCCAAACGAGUCCGAGCCCAGGCGGAGCUCUUGCGUGGCGUCUGGCGCGACUCGAACGGCGAUCGCAUCUCGUUCGACUUGCGAAAGCGAAAUCUUGAGCGAGAUCUCGACUUUGUCGAACCGGCACCAGACUUCCUCGCUUUGCCCCCUCUGGGAGCCGCUGUUUCAUCGGCGAGCAGCGCUCGCAACUUCGCAGUCCGCCCGCGGGCCACGGGUGGACAGGGUACAGAUUACCUCGGUACCGUGCCGAUCAACUCGUCGGCGAGCGCUGCUGAUACGAUACAAGCAGAAGCGUCGAUCAUAAUCGAUGGACCACCCGCGAGUGUUCGAGGCAGCGGCAACUACCUCGAGGUCGACCCCUCAGGCACGGCGCUCACGCUCGAUGGCGAACCUUUCCGGCCAGUCGGACCCAGUGAGUUGAAGUACGUCCGGAAGGUCUCACCAGAAAUAUUACUGAAACUAUUUGUUUGGAACUUCCUUGGGCCCUGACUACCAGAUAUCUACUGUGCGCUUUCAUGAAGCGACUUUGUGUUUCACGUUGUGAAUCACGCUGCAAUCUUUUCCUUUUUACUGACAGUUCUCGACACCUUUUUCCUACCCAGGGCUCUGCAACGACGAGAGUCUCAGUUGUCUCCCGCGGGGUUACUAUACCGACAAGUCACGUAUUCGUGAGUACUCUGCGACCUUCCUGACUUGGUUAUUCUCUGCCGCUCGCCGUGGCUGAUUCGCCGCAUCGGCCAUUUAACGCUAAUCUCCUCAGGCGAGGCUCUCGCUGCUGCGGUUGCCAUGGGGGCCAACACUAUCCGCAUCAACUCGUGUGGGAUCAGUACUGGUUUCCCUCAAGCCGUCCAGCCUAGCUUGCACACGUAUGGCACAGACGAGCAACUUGACAUUCACGACUACGUCAUCUACGCCGCCGGCGAGUACGGACUCAAGGUCAUUCUCCCACUCACCGACAACUAUGACUACUACCAUGGCGGCAAGUACACGUUCCUGAGGUGGCUCAACGUCCCAACCGACAACGCCGGAGCGCAGUUUUUCACCGACAGGCAGGUGCGACGAGCCUUCAAGCGGUACAUCAAGUUCCGUAAGUGGUGUGAUCAUUUCCGGUUCUUUACCCGAAACCUAGAUUCUUCAUACUGAGAAUCGCGCUCUUGCCGCAAACAAAGUCUUGACCAGGGUCAAUCAAUACAACGGCCUCGCCUACGGAGAAGACCCCACCAUCGCCAUCAUCGAGGAUGGCAAUGAGUUCGGGGCUUACAUGGGCAAGGAAGGCUUUCCACCCCUGUCUUUCACUGAGGACAUCGCAAAGUACGUCAAGUCUCUGGCACCUCAAGCUUUGUUCAUGGAUGGCACGGACGGAUUCUACAAGUGAGUCAUACUCGGGUUCGAUAUCCGUGUUUAAAGAUUGCUCUCAAUUUACGCCCCAGCUUCCUUCGUCUCACUCCGCAGUUAUACCAGUGAGCUCUCCCUUCCCGCCGAACCAACUCUGCUGUCGCCCACUCAUUCUUUCAUUCUCCACUGCCACCAACAGCCAAGGCCGUCGCACCUGGUGUCACGUCCCCUUACGUCGACAUUGUCACCGACCACGCCUACCCUCGCAACAUUGCCCUCUUCAAGCGCCAAGUCGACAUCGCGCACAGCAAUGGCAAGGUCUUCCUCAUUGGCGAGAUGGAUUGGACUCCCAAUAAUGGUGGAGCAGAAUUUGGUGCCUACUUGAACUUGCUGUACAACUAUCAGAGCGGUCAGUUGACGAGCGACAGUGAUGAGCCCCUGUGUUGGGCAAACGUCUCGAGCUGACUUCCUCGCGAGUUCGCAGUCGGCGUCAUGGCUUGGAGCUUGUUCACCCACGAUACCCCAUGCUCGUCGUAUGUCAUCCACGAUGACGCCUAUUCGAUUUACUAUCCCAACGGUGGGCAACACUUCGACCCUCAUCCUUCUGCGAUCUUCCGGCGCCGAAGAUUCUGAUCCAGUCAAUCAAUAUUCACCCCUACAGGUCCCAACACCUCGGCUGAGAGGUCCAACAUCCUCAAGCUCGUUCAGUUCUGGUAUCAAGUUACCGGUCGCGAUGCGCCCUCGUCGUUACCUCAGCAAACGUGCCCGCAGCCUCAAGUUUGAUCCCAAACCCUGUCUUAGUCCUCUCGUCUCAGAUUUCAUGACUGUCCGCCUCUUUCUUUACCCUUUCCAUUUCUUUGAGUCCUAUCUGGAUUGGACGACAGAUCCUCUUCCAGUAUAACAGCCUUGACCUCUUUCGAUACGGACUUCCCUUUUGUCAGACGCCAUGUUUUCCGAUCCCCUUAAAAUGGACGUUUUUUGAAGUAACUCGCAAUAAAGAUCACCCCUCCCCCCUGGUACAGAGCCACACGUUUGACCCGUUUCAAGUACAACGCUCGAAGUAUGGCAUCAAUGGCGAUAUUCGACAUGCUCGAACGAGAGAUGCAAGUGUUACCAUGCGAGCCCCUAAAUUCCUUGCGAGCUCGCCCUUUGUUCACGUCACCUCCUGCGCAGCAAUUGCUGCAAUUGGAAAGACUUUUUUCGAACACGAAACGCAGGAUCCGUUAG
Messenger RNA from Microbotryum saponariae, 2676 nucleotides. NCBI's taxonomy places the organism in Eukaryota, Fungi, Basidiomycota, Microbotryomycetes, Microbotryales, Microbotryaceae. The record is from the annotation of a GenBank genome assembly.